AUUUUUAACCAUGUCAAAACGUUUUGAGUUUCUAUUUAAAACGUCCGUUACCCCCUACAUCCAUGGGCGUUUCAUAAAAAGUCAGUUAGGACGUGAACGAGUUUUGAUCAACCCUGUGAAUGAAGAACGACUUUGUAGUUAUUAUGAGACGAGUAUAGAUCAAUUAGAAGCAGCAUUAGUGAGCAGUCGAUCAGUGCCAGAAGAGUGGACAAGUAAUCACCGGUAUCGACGAGACUGUUUGUUGAAACUAGCAGACAGGAUAGCAAAACAUGAUCACGACUUGGCUGUAGUCGAAUCAAGACAAACAGGGAAACCGAUUCAGGAUGCACUUGGUGAAAUGAGCGAUGUGAUUGACUGUUUUCGGCAUUUUGCAGGGUACAGCGACAAGUUAUUUGGAACCACACACGAUAUUUUAACUUUUACAGUUCGAGAACCUCUUGGAACUGUUGGCUUGAUCACCUCCUUUAACUAUCCCCUUUUAUUAACUGGCUGGAAGCUGGCUCCGGCCUUGGCGGCAGGUAACCGUGCUCUUGUACGUCCCGCACCACAAACCCCUUUGAGCACACUGGCACUUGCCGAUUUGGCAACCGAUGUGCUCCCUCCUGGUGUGCUCAAUGUUCUCCCGGGUGGAGAUGUCCAUGUGAGUCAAGCGAUAACAAGACGAACAGACAAGACGAGUUUUACGGGUUCAACGCAGGUGGGGCAGGAGAUCAUGAGACAGGUCUCAGAGACGAUGACACCUAUCACACUUGAAUGCGGUGGAAAGAAUGCGGUGAUUAUCUGUGAGGAUGCAGAUUUAUCCAGGGCAGCCUCCGAAGUUGCUACUGGAGCGUUCUCGAACGCAGGGCAAAACUGCUGCGCGAUCUCUCGAGUGCUUGUGCAUGCGUCUGUUCACGACCGAUUCGUGGAGGAAUUAAGAGGUCAUGUUCAGAAAUGGAAACCUGCUGUGUGUGAUGAUUAUCAACACGACGAGUUUCUCUAUGGCCCCUUAAUUGAUAAACGACAGUAUACACGUGUAAGAAAGUACAUUCAAGAAUAUCCACAAGAUCCUAUUAUGGUAGGUGAACUCAGUGAAGAAAAGGGGUAUUUUGUACCGCCCACGGUGUAUGUGAAUGUACAAGACGAUGCAACGCUGGCUCAAGAAGAGAUUUUUGGACCUGUACUCAGUAUACUCAAACCAUUCGAGACAUUGGAAGAAGCGAUAGAGAGAGUGAAUCGGUCACCUUAUGGUUUAGCCUUUGGUAUCUUUUCCCGUGAUUAUGAAAAGACGAAUCGAGCCGCUCGUAAGGUGAAGGCAGGUAUGGUGUGGAUUAAUACAUAUAAUUUGACACUUCCUUCUUUACCAUUUGGAGGAACCAAGCUGUCAGGUUUUGGUAAAGAUCUUGGUAAGACCAGCUUGGACGAGUUUACGUUUGAAAAGACGGUCAUGAUGCACGCAAAGUAAACAGGGCAUAUUCCAUUACAGUGUUUCUAUAUUGUGUCUUGUAAUUUGUUGUAUGAGCCUAAUAGUCAACAGUGCCACCAGGAAAACGAUGAUUCUCUUCUCUGGACACAAGGAGGACUUUGUGCACACUUGAUAGUUGUUUUCAGGCUUUUACCUUGCGGUCAAGA
This is a messenger RNA of Rhizopus microsporus ATCC 52813, 1611 nucleotides long. Its product is annotated as aldehyde dehydrogenase mitochondrial precursor. The transcript is spliced from 2 exons. The record is from RefSeq and is a predicted model, not a curated record. The coding region runs from base 11 to 1444 and encodes 477 amino acids. Gene Ontology annotation, molecular function: aldehyde dehydrogenase (NAD+) activity. NCBI's taxonomy places the organism in Eukaryota, Fungi, Mucoromycota, Mucoromycetes, Mucorales, Rhizopodaceae.